CGUGGCCUGUUAACGGCCAUCUUGUGGAUACGCCUAAAGGAGGAAGUCAGAGGAACUGAAUCCCGUAGUGAGGAAGAAGCCGACAUUUUCAAGUCGUUUUUAAGAGGAGGGGACAUAUCGAACAAAAACUCAGUCGUAGCACAUAUCAUAUUACCCUCAAGUGUGAAGUAACAAGCCUGGUUGAUUGUGGGGCUCCAUUCUCUCAAGAUUUGUCCUUUGCCACAUUUCAGCCAUGGGGAAUAUGUUUGCAAAUCUCUUUAAAGGCCUUUUUGGCAAAAAAGAAAUGAGAAUUCUCAUGGUGGGUCUUGAUGCUGCUGGAAAAACAACCAUCCUAUACAAACUGAAGCUUGGAGAAAUCGUUACCACCAUUCCAACUAUAGGUUUUAAUGUUGAAACAGUGGAGUACAAGAACAUCAGUUUUACAGUGUGGGACGUCGGCGGUCAGGAUAAAAUCCGUCCUCUAUGGCGCCAUUAUUUCCAGAACACACAGGGUCUUAUCUUUGUCGUGGACAGCAAUGACAGAGAGCGAGUGAACGAAGCCCGAGAAGAGCUGAUGAGAAUGCUGGCGGAAGACGAACUCCGAGACGCCGUUCUACUAGUCUUUGCAAACAAACAGGAUCUUCCGAACGCGAUGAACGCUGCCGAAAUCACCGACAAGCUGGGACUGCACUCGCUCCGACAAAGACAGUGGUACAUCCAGGCCACCUGUGCUACCAGCGGCGACGGUCUCUAUGAAGGACUGGACUGGCUGUCCAAUCAGCUUCGAAACCAGAAAUAACUUCUCACCGCCCACAACCCCCCCUCCCCAUUUCCCUCCACCUCUGCCUCCUAUUUACUCCUGCUUUAAUCCUCUGUUGCAAACUGUGCUACUUUGUGAUAACUAGUGCUGGAAGCUGCCCUCAUUUCAUUCCUCAUCACAAUAUAUAUAUUAUGAUCCCCACUUUUUUUUCCUUUUUUUAAUUUUAUUUUUUUAAGUGGGGAUAAAGCAAGCCUUGGAACGCUGACAGUUUUCUUAUUUAAUGUAAAUAGUCUUGUUUUUUGGAAUGAGGCAGCUUCUGGCACUCUUAUGCAAUAUUUACUCUGCCUUUCUCCUGUUUUUAUUUUUCUUUUGUACAAGUCGACAGACGUGCGUGUACAGUGAGCGCUACUGGAAAAGAGAUGCACAAAGCUCUGCAGUUUUUUCUCUCCCUUAAAACAAAAAAAAAAAAACUCCCCAGCUGUCACAUCGCACAGUUUCCACCCCUCACCUUGUGUCUGCAGGGAGAAGUUGGCUCAUUUUCCUUGGGUGUAGGUUUUUAACUAGUACUGUACUAGGAAGUGCAUUCUUUCAAUUAAUCAAACACUGUCAAAGAGAUGGGCAUCAGCACAGACCUCAGAAGCAGGACUUGCAACAAUCGCAGUCACAUGUAGUGUAACAGAAUCUGGAUUGUCGGUUACAUUUCGCCAUUUAUUUUUUUUUGGUGUAAGGCCUUGCACUGCCUAGCAUGCAGAUGCUAUAAUGAAGUAGAGAUGGCAGCUUUCCCCUGAAAGGCAGUUCGUCAGGUCACUCAAGAGUGUAUGAAGUAACACAAGUUUCAUCCCUUAGGUACCUAAUUCAAUCAGUCGUUUGCUGUGCCCAGAAAGCAGCUGGUGCAAACCCAGAUUUUGUUGACUGUUGCCAUUGGCCAAGCUUUCUGCUUCACUGGCUUGUCGACACUACUUGCUUCAUUGGAUUGCCUUGCUCUGCUUUUGGUGCGGUCAGAAACUUGAAAGGGGAUGGCGAGGCUUCUACAAGCUUGCAUUGGAAUACUUUGGUUCGGUGCAUCAUUUUAGCCAAUGUCUAAGAAGCAGUUAUGAACACCUGACCAAGUGCAAUGUGGCUAAACGUCCUUGACCUGUCUGAAUCGUCAUUAAGGGGCCAAGUUCUACAGUUUUUCCCCCUGCCACUUUGCACUUUGAAUUAUUUAAAACCUGCAGGCUGUAUCAAAAACUAACCAAAUACAGCAUGCUUGUCGAGGAUUAUACUAAGUACAAGACAUAUUAAUGUGUUGCCAAUUUCUCGCAUGGUUGUACUGUAACAAACAAAUUAAAUCAAUUCACGACCCAUUUGACAGUCAAAAAACUGGUACAUCUGUGCCUGUUCAUAAGUGAAAACAAUUUCAACUCUAUAAGUUAAGAAAGUUGAAAGAUUUUUCUCCAGUCUUAUUUUUACUAUUUUUGUUUUAUUUUUUGUAAAAUGCUUAAAUUACAAGAGCAUUGCGUGGACUCGUUUGUUUGUUGGACUUCCUUCUAAACUUGGCGAAAGAAAGUUGCUUCAGUAAACCAGUCAACUUGCAGUAUGUGCCCAUAAUAUGUAAACAAAGUUAAAACCAUUGGGAAUAUUGGUUCCAGAAUGUUUCUGAUAGGUCACCUGAUGUGCUUUCAGUGUCCUUAUUUUGCUUGGCCCCGUUUCAGCUGCAUUGAAUGACUUUUUGGGAUAGAUCUGCUGUGCGUGGUGCAUCACAGCAAGCUCAACCCUCAACUAAAGUAUCUGGUACAGGUACCACACGUGGAGUUGUAGCAGGCUUUGUCUUGAACUUUGACACAAAGUCCUGGAAGUCCUCAUUGAAGCCCCUUAGUCUGUCGAUAGGGGCACGUUUUUCCUUUUAAUGCCUUUUCUAGUGAUAAUAAAAAAAACAGUAAUGUCUGAUUGGAUUGUGGCAUGGUGUUAGUAUUUGAAAUCUGUAUGAGCUUCAUGUUGUACACAGAUCCAGCAAUGCAAUAUUGCUUUAACCCACAGCAGCUCACCUCGAUCUUGGCUGUGCUCUGCAGUAGAUGCUAGUACUGUCCUCCAGACAGAGAAACAUGCUGUCCAAAGCCUUUUGUUUUCUUGUCAGAAGGAAUGUUCAACGCAUGUUGGCGAGUCAUUCCAUGCUAGUAUUACACCCACAGAAACCAUGGCAAGCUCAUGAAUGCCGCUGUUGCAGAUUUGCCAUUUCUACGUCCACGGGAGUUAGACACGAUUGCCUCUUCUCGACACUGAUGAUUGAGUCUGGGACAAAUACGGUAGUUGAGUUUCUUGGUAGAGUUGGUCUCAAAGUCUGACUCUGAUUGAUUGUUUUAUAAUGUUAUUUCUGUUAAUUUCAUUUCGACAGAAAUUAAGCACUGUAAUUAAAGCUAUUAGAAUAAA
Messenger RNA from Anguilla rostrata (American eel), 3148 nucleotides. It is a transcript of the gene arf1, whose product is annotated as ADP-ribosylation factor 1. Gene Ontology annotation, molecular function: GTPase activity; GTP binding. NCBI's taxonomy places the organism in Eukaryota, Metazoa, Chordata, Actinopteri, Anguilliformes, Anguillidae. Gene Ontology annotation, biological process: intracellular protein transport; vesicle-mediated transport. Bases 233 to 778 code for a protein of 181 amino acids. Gene Ontology annotation, cellular component: plasma membrane; cytoplasm. The transcript is spliced from 5 exons. The record is from RefSeq and is a predicted model, not a curated record.